Epinephelus moara (kelp grouper) is the source of this 2907-nucleotide messenger RNA. RefSeq names its product AU RNA binding protein/enoyl-CoA hydratase (gene auh). NCBI's taxonomy places the organism in Eukaryota, Metazoa, Chordata, Actinopteri, Perciformes, Serranidae. The transcript has 10 exons. Gene Ontology annotation, cellular component: mitochondrion. Gene Ontology annotation, molecular function: enoyl-CoA hydratase activity. The record is from RefSeq and is a predicted model, not a curated record. Bases 97 to 1086 code for a protein of 329 amino acids. Gene Ontology annotation, biological process: fatty acid beta-oxidation.
CCCAACGCCAUUACAGCAGACUGCAAGUAAAUCACGUGAUAACAACACGUGAUUGGGUUCAAAGUUGAAAGUCAAGCAACACUGCGACUCCCCAGCAUGGCGGUCCAAGUGGGACACAGAGCCCUGCUGCAAGCCCUCCGAGUGCAGGCAUCGGGUCGAGACAGCGCGUGCAGGCUGGCAGCAGCCUGGUCCUGCUCCAGACACUAUGCUCUCUCCGGUAAACUCUCGUCUUCCUCUCUCCUGAACGGUCACGGAGCAGUGACACGACACUACAGCUCGGACUCCAAGGAGGACCUCCGCGUCAGACACCUGGACGGAGAGGACGCCGGUAUUGUUGUUGUUGGGAUAAAUCGACCAAAAGCAAAAAAUGCCAUCAGCAAAAAUCUGGUCAAAAUGAUGUUUGAGGCUGUGGAGGAUAUCAAGAAGAAUAACAAAGUGCGCAGUGUUAUCAUAUGCAGUUUGGUUCCUGGGAUCUUCUGUGCAGGUGCAGACCUGAAGGAGAGGGCCAAGAUGCACCAGAGUGAAGUGGGCCCGUUUGUGUCCAAAGCAAGAGCGCUCAUCACAGAGCUGGGUAACCUGCCGGUACCAACCAUUGCUGCCAUUGAUGGAGCUGCCUUAGGAGGAGGCCUGGAAAUGGCUCUUGCUUGUGACAUCAGAAUUGCCUCUGACACUGCCAAAAUGGGACUAGUUGAGACCAAACUAGCUAUUAUUCCCGGAGCAGGUGGUACACAGCGUCUGCCCAGGGUGAUUGGUGUCUCUCAUGCAAAGGAGCUCAUCUUUGCUGCGCGGGUGGUGGAUGGAACAGAGGCGUGUCGCCUGGGUCUUGUCAGUCAUUCUGUGGAGCAGAAUAAGAGUGGAGAUGCUGCCUACCUGCGAGCUCUGGAGCUCGCCCGCGAGAUCAACCCUCAGGGUCCAAUUGCAGUAAGGAUGGCAAAACUGGCGAUCAAUCAGGGGAUAGAGGUGGAUUUAUCAACAGGUCUGGCAAUAGAAGAAGCAUGCUAUGCCCAGGUGAUACCAACUAAAGAUCGAUUGGAGGGUUUGGCUGCAUUCAAGGAGAAGAGGCGUCCCCACUUCAAGGGGGAGUGAAGCCACACUGCUUCCAGAAACAUAUCAGAGCUCUGCCUUCAACUACAGUUCCACUGCUUCUGACAUAGUUUCUGGUGAAACUGUACACGUCCACACAUUAACCUGUACAGUACCCAGAGGACGUCUGUUUGACUGCAGGACAUUGGGGUCGCUCCUGGCUGGUGUUUUUGCCAGUGACUUGGGUGUUCAAGUGUAAAGCACUGGCUGGGUGUGUCACCUACCACCAAGCAAACUAACCAGUCAUUGACCACUGCUUACAAUAUGUAACACUUACUAAUCUAACUUCAAACUGCAGUCUAAAACAUGAAUUACUUCAAACAGUUAUUGCUCUUUGCAGUAUGAUUGACAGUUUGUCACUAACCUCCCUGACUAAUGACAUUUCUGUGAAGAAACCAGAAACUUUGGUAAAAAUGUACUCCUGUAUUUACAACACUGAAUAACGCUAGAGGUGUCUGCAUGAAAUCAUGACUCAGGCUGGGUUUCUGUUUUUUUUUAAUAAUCCAGAGGGGGGAAUUUCCAAUUUGAGACUCAUUGCCACUAUAUGUAGGAUUUGACAAUUUCUGACUUUGGCGCAUCCGCCUCUCUGUUGUGGCAUCACAAGACACUGUAAACCAAGAUGAAUUGGCUGAAAACAACAGAGCUUAAAUCAAGGAGAAUUGUUUAAUUUCUCUACAAAUCAACGCUCAUGCUAUCAGAACAAUUUGAACAUGCUAUGAUGAAAGAAAAACAUAGUGGCUCAAAGGACCACAAAGCAAUUUCCACCAAAGGUUCUGAGGCCCUUAUCACAUAGAAAGUGUUUUAGCAGCUGGACACAUGAUUUUUAAAUGUUUUUAAUGAGAAUGCAGCUUUUUGCUUGCUGUUUUUGUGUUGCUACACGCCUCGCGUUUCUGCGCUCUAAGCUCCUGGCGUUUUUGUCAGAGCGCUCUGAACUCCUUGAGUUGAAAAAAAACUUCAACUCAGAGUGGAAAAGUGCCACAUGUCAUUUCCGCUUUUUUCCCAUUGUCCAAUCAGAUGAUUUAAGAGGUGGGCCUUCUGUGGUUGUCACGUCAACAAGUUUACAGUUUGUAAACAAUGGAGGAGAAACUGGUAGUAGGGGUUGCUGGAUACCCAGAGCUAUACAACUUUACAAACUGCCCCUGAAUCAUCCUAAAAUAUGCCUGGAAACAUCCAGCAUGGAGGCAAAGCUCCUGGACCAACUGGUGGUACUCCCCGUGAUCCAGCCCUUUUUUUAGGGUCUCAUGUGCCCGCAUAGAUCUCUGUUUCCCUGUGCCCAACAGACUAUUUGCCGAAAGCCUCUCACCCUCAACCAGAGCUACAGCAAGUACCCUCUGCCUGUCCAUUUUAGGAACUCGAUACUGAUUACUGUGAAAUAAAUAGAUUUAAAAAAUAAUAAUAAUAUAUAGUAGACUGAUUACACGGGAGGGUUAGAGUGAGGAGGUGAUGGGGAGGUUGCCUGGCAACGAGAAAAAGGCGCAACAAGCUUUUUUUAACCAGUGGCAUUCAAUUAGGAAAAGAAAAAAAAAGCAGUGUGGUGCGCCUUGCAUUUUGCAACCUGCAAAACACUUUCUCUGUGAUCAGGGCCUAACUCUGCCUCAAAAAUAUAAACUUCACAGCUGUCUGACUGUACUGACAUAUUUGCCUAGUCUGUAGUGUUUAAGUCUGGGUUUCAACGGUCAUGGAAAACCUGGAAAAGUCAAAGAAUUUCAUGAUCACAUUAUCCAGGCCCGCAAAAGUCAAGAGAGCAGUAAAAUUUACUUUUAAGUUUUGCAAAAGUCAUGGAAGUUUGGUGUGUGUAAUAAAAUUGUUAAUUGUUAACCCUAA